This is a messenger RNA of Nematostella vectensis (starlet sea anemone), 1847 nucleotides long. Its product is annotated as synaptotagmin-C. The transcript is spliced from 7 exons. The coding region runs from base 469 to 1785 and encodes 438 amino acids. NCBI's taxonomy places the organism in Eukaryota, Metazoa, Cnidaria, Anthozoa, Actiniaria, Edwardsiidae. The record is from RefSeq and is a predicted model, not a curated record. Gene Ontology annotation, molecular function: calcium-dependent phospholipid binding; calcium ion binding; phosphatidylserine binding. Gene Ontology annotation, biological process: synaptic vesicle endocytosis; cellular response to calcium ion; calcium ion-regulated exocytosis of neurotransmitter.
AGGAAUAUUGUAUAGCAUGUCAUGCGGAGCAUGUUUUCAGGAUAUCGAGUGUCUACUCUCUCCCUAGUCAGACCCAGGCUUGGAAUGCGCGCUAUUUCGCUAUCGUCACACGACAUGUCUGGGAAGUAUUCUAUAUCGCCUAAGCGUCUUACCCUAAUUACUUCUAUCUGCACCGGGAACAGCUACAUUCACAAGAACUAAACGUAAUCUUUCGAUAUAGGACACCCUACAAUAACGUCACGAAAAUUUAAAGGGAAACAUCGUGAUACUCGAACUCAAUCACGCAUUUGUGUAGUGGUUCCUUAUUCCUCUGAGAACGUGACAUCGGGGAUCGCCUUUUAUGAGCUGUUUUAUGUAGUGAUGUUGAUUUAACGUCGACGGCGCUGUUAAGGAAUAUAAGAAGCCCUAAAGGAUUUCCCAGACUGCAAUGCUAAUUGCCAUGGUAACCGCUAGCCAAUGAGUUGACCCAUGCCUGAGACGCAGUACAAUGAUGCUGUUGGAAGACUGGGGCCGACAUUUGCUUACGUCACAUUAUUCGUCACCACCACCGCGCUGGUUGUCGGGAUAAUAUGCAGAUUUCUGAAGGAAUUAUGCAGACGACUAAAAAGGAAGCGAACGCGAAAAGUCUCGAAGAUGUCCACCAUCAGCGUCUCCAGUCAUUCGGAACCCGUAAAGCUCCGCCGGGAAAGCUCUAUACGGGGAUCUUUACGCUCAAUUCAGGAAAAACUGGUUUCCGCCAGUACCGAGACUUUGACGCCACGCGGCGUGACAUUCCAAUCACCAGCUUUCUCCAUACCAAAGACACGCUCCAACGUCCUACAGCAACCGCUCCCGGAGUUCUCACAGAGUAGGACUGGGCCGAAGGAUGAUAAACGAAUAUCCCUGGUCGCCAUGUAUUUCACUGACGAACAACUCGCACUUGAGUCCAUCGAACCCGAUGAGUACAAGAAUUUGGACCACACGGUUACCAUAGGAACCGACCAGAAUCUCGGACAGCUUAACUUCAUCGUCAAAUACUCGGACCGGACGCGUAAACUCACGGUGCACCUCAUUUGCGGACGCGGCUUUCCUCCGCGUGACUUUUCUGGAAGUUUGGACACUUGCGUGACUAUUGCGUUACUUCCGGACCGCACGAACCGGAAACAGACUGCAAUCCAUCGUCGUUCCACGAGCCCUUUGUAUAAUGAGACAUUCGUGUUCAGGAUCACUGCGGACGAGGAUGUCUAUUCUAUGAGUUUGUUAUUUGUGACGUUUUAUUAUGACCAGUAUUCGCAUAGUCACGUGCUAGGCGAGGAACAAGUGCCGUUAGUAGCAUUCCAUCUUGGUGAUGAGACCAUGCUCAGAUGCUUUCUGCGGGAGUCUUCGGUGAGUCAGACGCAGAGCUCGUCCCUCGUGUCGGCCAUACAGAGCAUGUCACAUGCACUUGUCGGAGAUAUUCUCAUUUCAUUGCUCUACACCACGAAAGAACAGACCUUGAACGUGUCAAUCAUGAAGGCAAGCAACCUUUCAACGAGCUUGGCUGCGUCAAAUGAAAAGCUCUACGUAAAGGCUGUGUUUUCUCAUGAAGGUCAAAAAGUCGGCAAACGCAAGACUGAACUACACGAGGUCGGAACUAAGUACACAGUAUUCAACGAAAUACUGCUAUUCCGAGUUCCACGAGAGACUCUCGAACGAGCGACGCUCACAGUCUCGCUUAAUCGAUACAACGUCGUCGGCAAGUCGUCCACGAUCGGAGAAGUCGCCUUUAGCCCGAUGUCAAAGGGACCAGAGAGUGUUAUUGGAUGACCUCUUUGGCACAUUAUGGGAAACCAAAGUUUUUGGGUUCCGGGGGAAGUAUGGUUGCAAAA